CAGCAGGCUCCUUUUGCCAUGGCUCGGCUCUGAAUCUUUUUCAUUUACUCACCUCGAUAACUCUGUCACGGCAACCUGCGCAACUCCAGGGCGAGCAACCGCAGUGAACCCUGGUGACCCGUCUCAACGUCGGAGCAUAUCAUAGCAGCCAUUUCGAACCGACCAAUCGACAGCAGCGAAAAUGUCCGCGCAGAACGAGUCCGCCGCUUGGCCCAAGGCCGAAGACCCCGCGCUGGUGCAGGAGCUGCUGGACUGUGUGCAGCAGGCCAGCCACCUGCGCCAGCUCAAGAAGGGCGCUAACGAGGCGACCAAGUCGAUCAACCGCGGCACCAGCGAGCUGGUCAUCCUCGCCGCCGAUACGCAGCCAUUGAGCAUCGUGCUCCACAUCCCCCUCAUCAGCGAAGAGAAGAACGUGCCCUACGUGUACGUCCCGAGCAAGGUGGCCCUGGGCCGCGCCUGUGGCGUCUCUAGGCCCGUCAUCGCCGUUUCGCUCACGUCGAACGAGUCCUCGUCCCUCCAGCCCAAGAUUCGGGCGCUGCGCGACAAGGUGGAGCGCCUCGCCAUGUAAAGAGCCGAUGUUUGAGGGAGGAGGGUCGCUUCGGAAGACGGACGGACUGGGGUUGUCGGGCGUGGCGAGGCCGGUAGCACGCUAGCGCACAGUGUGCUCAAC
Messenger RNA from Thermothielavioides terrestris NRRL 8126, 670 nucleotides. Its product is annotated as small nucleolar ribonucleoprotein SNU13. Gene Ontology annotation, biological process: ribosome biogenesis; mRNA splicing, via spliceosome; maturation of SSU-rRNA. Gene Ontology annotation, molecular function: RNA binding. Gene Ontology annotation, cellular component: small-subunit processome; U4/U6 x U5 tri-snRNP complex; precatalytic spliceosome. Bases 182 to 568 code for a protein of 128 amino acids. NCBI's taxonomy places the organism in Eukaryota, Fungi, Ascomycota, Sordariomycetes, Sordariales, Chaetomiaceae. The record is from RefSeq and is a predicted model, not a curated record. The transcript is spliced from 4 exons.